This is a messenger RNA of Prorocentrum cordatum, 1454 nucleotides long. NCBI's taxonomy places the organism in Eukaryota, Dinophyceae, Prorocentrales, Prorocentraceae. The record is from the annotation of a GenBank genome assembly.
GCGGGCUGCGGCGCGGCGGCGGCGCCGGCCAGCGCGGCGGCGGCCGCGGAGGCCUGGGCUGCGCGCGCCCCGGUGGUGGCCCACGGACCGUGGAACCCGACCUGUCGCCCGCCCUCACGCGGGGGCUCGGCGCCGUGGAGGCAGCGCUGCGGCUGUUCGGGCACGGCCAGGUCUUCGCAGCCUUCAACGGCGGCAAGGACGCGGUGGCAGCGCUGCACCUGUACAGGGCCGCCCUGGCCAGGCACUUCCAGGAGCGGGGGACGCCGAUGAUGCGGCCGCGGGUGCUGGUCCUGGCAGUCCAGGACGACUUCGGCGAGGUGCAGGAGCUGAUCCGCCACACGGUGGCCCGGUACGAGCUGCAGGCGGUCACGCUCGAGGGCGGGCUCAUCGCGGGCCUGGCUGACUGCGUGCGGGACCACGCGCUCGCGCGGUCGGCGUCGGCGACGGCCGCCGCGGGGUCCAGCGCUGCCGAGGCCGAAGGGCUGCCCCUCGCAUGGGUCAUGGGCACUCGCGAGGGAGACCCACAUGGGUCGGACCUCGAGACGUUCUCUCCGACGAGCGAGUGGAUGCCGCCGGGCAUGCGGGUGAACCCGAUCUUGCGGUGGGACUACGGGCAGGUUUGGUCUUUCCUCCGGGGCUUCGAGCUGCCUUACUGCUCGCUGUACGACUUCGGCUACACCUCGAUAGGCAGCGUCGGCGACACGUUCCCUAACCCCUUCUUGCGGUCCAACUCUAGCGCCACAGUCGCUUCGCAGCCUCUCUGUUCCUGGCCCCCCGGUCUUCUUGGACUUCCACCUCCCCCUCCUCAUCCUGAGCUUCGUCUGGAUGUCUCUGGAUGCACAUACAGACGCUGCCACCUAACAGCGUCUCAGCAUGAAGGGCCUUGCGCCUCUUGCUGCCGAUGUCAACCUUCUGCUCCAAAUCGGGGAAACGUGAGACUCGUACGCCGGAGCUCGGGCUUGCCGACGCAGCUUGACGAGCGCGUCCUGGAUUUUGAGAGUCCAGUCUUCGUAGGAUGUCUGCGGCGGGCGCUCGCGUCAAGUUUCAGAGUGGGUCGCGCCAUUCUCUUGAUGGCCCCGUCAGGCCCGCCCGAGUCCCCCGAACCCGAGUCUCAUGUCUCCCCAGCCAAGCGCUUCCUCCCCCCCGCUCCCCCAGCGAAGCGGCCGUGGCUGCAGCGCCCCUCCGGGGUACCUGCCGGCCUACCUGCUGCCGCGGGAGCACUGGGGCCAGGAGAGCGGGCUGGCCGCUCGCCGGGCAGGCCGAGCGCGCCGGCGCGGGCGGAGGUCGCGGCCGCCGGGCGCGAGCUGUGAGGCAGCGAUCGCGAGCGCAGACCUCCUCGGGUCAUGAAAACAGAUCAAGGAAUCCCGUUCUGUUUAAUGCUCUGAGCGUUCCACCCUCCAUCGCUCUCCUCCACGGCCACACUUCUCCCGCCCCUGCAGAUUUGGUGCGGCGGC